AUGCCGCGACGUGCUCGGCACGAGAAGUCUACCAACGGCUGCCUGACCUGCAAAAUCCGAAGAGUCAAAUGCGACGAAACAAUUCCCUACUGUCGGAAAUGCACCGAGUCUGGCCGCAAGUGCGAAGGGCCGGUGGUGCGCCAGAUCCAGUUCGUGCAUGAGAACCGUGGCAGUGGUGAUCAAGAACCCGGGUUCAUGAGACGGUCGUCCUCGUUGUCGUCGACCCCAGGCACUCCACACCCUCCGCCGAGAGAGGUAUCUCUGCUUGCGCCGCGACACAGUGGCGAUGAACGUCGGGCGUUCCACUACUUCACAUGUCGCGGCGCACCCAUGUUUGCCGGCGCCGUCGAUGGCGCGUUCUGGGAAGACCUGGUACCUCGACUGGCCCAGACGUACGACUUUGUCUGGGACACGAUCGUGUCCAUCAGCUCUCUACUCGAACAUGUGCCCUAUCGGUCGCUUACGACGGUUUCCGACUCGUCGGGUCUGCCGGUCGUCACCAACCGAGCGCAUCGACAGGCCCUGAGAUUCUACAGCCGAGCCAUCGCGAACGUCCGACGGCUGGCUUGUCGACGGGACCAAGUGCUUGACGACUCGUUUAUGGUGCUGACAUAUAUUCUAUUCGCCUCUGUGGAAUUCCAGCAACGAAACGUCAAGACCGGCACCGACCUCAUAGAACGGUGCUGCAGGAUCUUGACCGCCAAUCUAAGGUCCGUUCGCACCAGUCCAGGUCACUACUCAUGUAAUCCCGCCGAGCAAGUCGCCCAUCAGGUGGUUGCGCCGUUUGUGUUGAGGAAGGCCGUUCUGAUGUCCACCUUGGGACACCCUCUACCGGCCUUCCAGCGUGUUGCCAAUAUCCAUGCCAUCGCGUCCAACAAUGAAGUCGGCGAGAUACCCGAGGCAAUCUCGUCCAGAUGUGCACUGCUCAAUGAGGCCAGGGUCCGGUUCAACAGUCUGAUGCACCGGUCGAAGGAAUUGAUCAGGAUUGCCGAACUGGUUCCUCACAUCGCAGACGACCACCCAGAGAAGAUGCUGUUCCUGUCCCAGCGCCAGACGCUGUUAGAUGAACUGAUACAAUGGAAAGCGUCUCUCACUGCCACACGCAGCUGGACGUCCGCCGACAGCGACAGCGAGAUCGACUGGAUGUAUUCUUACCUCCUGAUGUACUGGGCAGUCUGCUACACGUAUCUAGCGGCGUGCGUCAGUUCUCUCCAGACCGCCUUCGACGACUAUAUGGACCACUUUGCCGCCAUUGUCGAGCACGCCACCGUUUAUAUGCGAGAUGGCGGCCCCCAAUCCACCCGGGUCCAGCUCCUCUCCGGUCUGGAUCGGGGAGUCAUCCAGCCAUUGUACUUCUGCGCCACCAAAUGCCGAGACCCGGUGCUGAGACGAGAAGCGCUGCGUCUGAUGCGUCAGGCGCCAGAGCAAGUGCCGUUAUGGGCAUUCGUCGCGCCUGACCGUGUGAUUGCGAAGCUCAUUGCGGUCGAGGAGGGCGACGACCAUCACCUCUUUUCCUCGACGAAAUCGCCAGUGUCUACUGCUGCCCUGCCGCCAGAAGCGCGUCGGUACGCUCAUGUCAGUAUGGUGGCCCGUCAAACACCGGGAGGAAACCUGCGCCAGGCUCUGUUGUUGAGUAGAGUGGAAAUUGCAAGUGACGGUUCAAGGAGGCAGAUCAACGACUAUACUUGGCUAGACGAGGAAGAGGAAGAGGAAGAUGGGGUGUUGACCGAUGCUCAACUAGAACACGACAGCGUGGACCAAGCUGCUCACCCGAGAUACACGGCCUCGACUGGCCGAAUAUUACACACAUGA
Molecule: messenger RNA, 1812 nt
Organism: Capronia coronata CBS 617.96
Lineage: Eukaryota; Fungi; Ascomycota; Eurotiomycetes; Chaetothyriales; Herpotrichiellaceae
Exons: 2
Coding region: 1-1812 (603 amino acids)
Biological process (GO): regulation of DNA-templated transcription
Molecular function (GO): zinc ion binding; DNA-binding transcription factor activity, RNA polymerase II-specific
Source: RefSeq, a predicted model, not a curated record